Molecule: messenger RNA, 12099 nt
Organism: Chlamydomonas reinhardtii
Lineage: Eukaryota; Viridiplantae; Chlorophyta; Chlorophyceae; Chlamydomonadales; Chlamydomonadaceae
Exons: 6
Coding region: 799-10329 (3176 amino acids)
Biological process (GO): response to starvation
Cellular component (GO): nucleus
Molecular function (GO): DNA-binding transcription factor activity, RNA polymerase II-specific; cis-regulatory region sequence-specific DNA binding
Source: RefSeq, a predicted model, not a curated record
GAGCAACACGCAUCAACCAAGAAAGAUACAAGCUUGCAGAGGUCGCCGUGAGGAAAUAGUCCCAGCUAAAAUGCGUGCAGGUCUCAACCUGCCACGACUCCCAGUUUCGGCGAAUUAACCGCUGUCACCCUCGUCAAGGCUUCCCUACGCGUUUACGUAUACUCCUAUGUAACUUAGUUGUAGUGGGCGUGCUUUCAGACGCGUAUACGAGCGUUGUGUCGGUUUUGGAACGUGGUGAAUCCAGCAGUCUGCCACGCCGAACGCCGGAGACGCUCUCUCGUCUUGCCAACACUGCCGCGAGUAAAGUCCUCAGAAUUGAGCUUAAAUAUAUCAUUAAAGUGGGCGUCGUCGCUGGUCUGGCGCCACACCGCUUUGGGAGUUGGGUGUUGCGCAAGGCGCUAAUCGAAUUCGUUCCGCCUGCAUAUCGCACAUAUCGGGGUACAUGUGAAGGUAUACAUUGAACUCUAGCCACUCAGUAACUCCAUGCUACCAGUGCAAGGCGCUCCGUACAGGUAUUAGCGGCACUAGUGCAAGCGGAGGGGAAGAGGACGGAAGCCUGCCUACUACCGCCGCGAUAGCCGUCGUGUGACCUACUAGCUCCAUGCAAAAGAUAUAGAAAAUGGAAGGCGAAUGCUCAGACACUUGCACUCCGCAAUUUGUGACGAGCUUUUACAUACUAGUAUUCAGUCACAAGGGUAGUGGCCCUAGGUCACGACGCUUAUGCAUAUCAUUGUGAGUUGUCGAACCAGGAAGUCCUGGCGAGCGUGCUGCCGCGGACAGGAGGGCUAAAGGCAGAGCAUGGCCACGGUCGGUGAACCGCCGCUGGAGCAGCUCCGCGAGCUCUUCCAUCUUUCGGCUCGCGACGCCUGCAUCACGCUAAAUAUCAGCCAAUCGCGGCUUAAGAAGAUAUGCCGUCAGCACGGCAUCUCGCGAUGGCCGCACCGCAAGCUGGCCAGCCUGGACUCGCUGCGGCAGCAGCUGAAGGGCGACAGCGGCCUUACCACGCAGGACAGAGCGGUGCUUCUGGCGCGGCUGGAGGCCCAGGUGGCGGCGGUCAUUGCGGAGCCGGACAGGCCGCUGGAGAAGCUGUUCGAGGACAUGCGGCAGACCAGCUACAAGGUGCGUUACCACGCACGCAACAAGCUGCGUCGCGGCACGGGAGCAGCUGGGGAGGGCGCUGAUGAUGGUGAUGCUGCCGGCACCGCUUCUGGGGGCGACGCAUCCUCUCCAGCGGGGCGCGCCCUGUCGACGGAGCGCGGCGGAGGCAGGCGGGGCCGGCGCGGCGCUGCCAGUCCCCGUAGGGGGCCGCAGCGCCGGGCGGCGUCCUCGGGCCCAGCCAGCGGCAGCCGGCUUAGACGGGCCGGGAGACGUCGAGGCAGUGAUUGGGGCGGCUCCUCAGGCGAGGAAGAGGCGGCAUCGGACUCGACUGAAGCCGCCUCGGAUGACGAGGAGCAGGCGGCGGGUGGCGCUGCAGCCGGCGGCUACUCGGAGCGGGACGAUGACGAAGACGACGAGGGCGAUGACGGCGAGGACAGCGAUGAGGAUGACGAGGACGACGAGGAGGAUGAGGACUGGGUGGCGGGCGGCAGGGCUGGCAAGGCAGGGGGCCGCCAGGCACGUGCGGACAUGGCGGCAGCUGCUACAGCCGGGGGCAGUGCUGGGCGAGCCGAUCGCCUUCGCCGCCGGGCGACAGGGUUACAGGGGCUGCGUGUGCCGGCGGCGGCAUCCCCCGCAACUCCACGCAGCCGGCGGCGGCGGCGAAGCGCCGCCCCGCUGGACUCGGGGGACACAGAGCCUUCGCCAGGCGGAAGGAGCGCCGCCGCUGCAGCCCCGCUUGCGACAACCGCCUGUGGUGGAGGCGAUACCAACAGCAGUGACAGCGCAGGCAGGAGCCUGGAGCAGCGGCAGCCGGCGGCAAGGGAGGGUGCCGGUGACGCAGCCGGACGGCCGCCUACGGCGCCACAGCCGCAGCUGAGCGGCCGCUCCCGCACAGUGGCCUCCCGCUCGGCGUCCGCCCGCGCGGGCGCGCCAGCGGGGCUGCCCGGCUUCAGCCCUGUGCGCGAUGCGGCCACGCCCAGCAGCCACACCGGCCCUGCCGCUGCCAGCCGCGGCCGGCUGCACUCCGGGGGACACGGGCACGGGCACGCACACGGGCGCGCCGCCAAGCCGGAGCGCGGCGGCGCAGCCGCCACACUGUCAGCCUUUGCGGCGGCGGAGCGCGCAGUGGCCGGUGCAUCUGCUGCAGGUGCUGCUGGUGGUGGUGGUGGUGGUGGUGGUGGUGGUGGUUCUGCUGUGAAGCAGGAGCGGGAGCAGAGUGCUGGGCAGCUGGUGGGCCCGGGCGGCGGUGGCGGCGUUGCCGGCGCUGCUGGCCGCGGGGCCGACGGCGCGGCGGCAAGGGACGACGCUCGUGCGGCAGCUGGUGACGUUGCUGUUGAGGCAGGUGCCGGUACAGGCGGAUCGAGCCAGCUGGACGGGUCCAGCCAGUGGGGCAUGAAGCGAGCCCGGUCUGCGCCGCAGCCCCAGCCUCUGGGCGCAGCUGGUGUGGCGGGCACGACUUCCUCCCACCAGACCACCUCUUCAGAUCGCUCGCAGCACCAGCAGCAACAGGCGCCGCUGCCGCCGCUCCAGGCCAGGACGUCGAGGGAAUGGCCGCCCAUGGACAUGAUGCCCUCAGGCUGGCAGCAGCCCUACCGUCAGCCCAUGCCGCUGGACGCAACCCGCACUACGCCUGCAACGGCCACCACCGCCACGACUGCUGCUGGCGGAGGUGCCGACGUUGGCUCGGGCCGCCACCAAGACCGCCGCUUAGACCACCCGUCGCACCUGCAGCAGGCGCCGCAGCACCCCCACCCUCAGGAACCCCUGCAUCAGCGGGCGCAGCGCCCUGCCUCGUCGCCCACGGCCUCCAUGGGCGGGCCUGCAACAAAGCAGCAGGCCCACGGCAGCUACGGCGCCGCAGCGCCCCUCCAUCACACGGCGGCCCAAAGCCAUAGCCAUAGCUACAGCCACGCCCCGCCGACGGCAACCACCGCGCCGCCGGCGGAGCCGCAUCCUUUCUUUUCACCAGCCGCAGCCGCAGCCGCGGCCGCUGCUGCCGGACCGGGAAUCGAAUCUAGCCUGGGCCUGGGGUCGUCUGUGCCCAGGUCAGGGGCGCUGGAGCAUGGUGUUGAGGACUGGGAGUGGCGCUGGCGGGAGGAAGGCCAGCAGCGGCAUCAGCGCGCCCUCCUGCAGCAGCAACAACAGCAGCAGGAGUACAUGCCGCCAGCACCGCACCACCACAUGCCUCAUGAACAGCAGCAGCGGCAUCAACAGCUGCUGCAGUCACAGUCGCAGUCGCAGUCACAGUCGCAGUCGCAGCCACAGUCACAGCAGCAACGCCAUGACUUGCACCGGGAGCAGCUGCCACCGCUGCCGCCGCAACCAGAGGCGCUGUCGCGUCAACAGCAGGAGCAGCGGCAACAGGAGCACUUUGAGUUGCAGCAGCUGCAGUUGCUGCAGCAACAGCAGCAGUCGCAGCAGCUGCAGCAGCCGCAACAGCACCUGAUGCCGUCGUCCUCCUCCUUCCAACGCGACUGGAUCCCGCCGCCGCAGCCGGAUCCGCAGCCUCUGCCGUCCUGGCGCCAGUCAGAGCCGCUGCAUGCUGAACCGCAGCCACGUGCCAGCCGGUCGCAGCAACAGCCUCAACAGCUGCAGAGCCCGGGGCAUGUGCAGCAGGGCCAGCCGCUACAACACGGCGGCGCGUCCGGCAGCGCUCCUACGUACCGCGGCGGCGGCUUCGGCUCAGAGCUGGAUGGCGGUUGGCACUGGCAGCAGCAGCAGCAGCAGCAGCAACAGCAGCAGCAGCUGCUGCAGCAACAACAGGCGGCAUCUCUGUCGCACCAACUGCAGGAACGUGAACAGCAGGAGCUGCAGCGGCAACAGGCGCAAGCCCGACACCACAUGCAGCUGCAGCAGCAACAACAAGGCGCUCCGCCGUCUUCGUCAUGGCACGGGCAGUACCCGCCACUCCACCAGCGCCCCGACCAGGCGCACGCGCAGUACCCCCACCUGCAGCAGCCGCAAGAGCACCAGCACCCACAGCAAGAGCGGUACCCGCCACUGCACCAGCAGACGCAACAGCAGCUGCAGCAGCAGCAGCAGCAGCCACAGCUGCAACAGCAGCAACAGGCACAGUGGCCAGGUGCGGACCCUCGCCUGCUUGCGCCUGGCAGGCAGCCACUGCCGCCCCCGCCUUCCUGGUCAGCCCGCCAAGGUCCCGGCUCGGCGCCGCCGUCUACCUCUGCCGGCCACCCGACACUGCAGCAGCAACUGUACCCGCCAAUGUACCAACAGCAGACGCAACAGCAGCCGCAGCCGCAACAACAAAACGCAGGCCAGCAACCCGCCUAUCACCACCACCCGCUUUUGUCGCCGCACUCUCCGCAGUACCAGCAGCGGAUGCAGGCGUCGGCGCCCGUCGGCAGCGGCGGUGCUCACCGACAGAGCCAAAGCAUCAUCCCGGGACCUCCAAGCGCUCUGCUGUCGCUGCCGAGCCCCGCCUCCAAUGAGCCCAGCCCCCGAGACUUCGCCUACCCCUCGCCCCUGCCUCCGCAUCACCAGCCACCGCACCAACCCCACCCGCACCACCACUCUCUGUCGGGCAGCGGCUUCGACUCGGAGGGCGGCGCUGACGCCGCGGCUGCUGCCCGCCGCCCGUCCAACCAGUCCCAGUCCUUUGACCAGCAGCACCAGGCGGCGGCGAUUGCGAGCGGCACGCUGCGCAAUUGGUCGUCCUCCUCCUCGGCCUCAUCGCUGCUGGUGUGGGGCUCGGCGUGGCCCCCGGGCAGCGGGCUCGGCGGCAUGGGCCCUGGAGGCAUGGGCCCCGGAGGCGUGGGUUCUGGAGGCAUGGGCCCCGGGCCGCUGGGGCCGGGCGGCUCGAACCCACACGGCGCUGCGGGCAGCGGCGGCGGCAGCGCCUACGGCGCGGCUGGCUUCCGCAGCGGCCUACACAGCGGCGGCGGUGUGGGUGGUGCCGGAGGCGCCGGUUUCGGCGGCUCAGCGGGCGGCGGGUAUGGGUGGAGCUCUGGGGGCAGUUCAUAUUCGGGCGGCGGCUUUGCGCAUGCAAUGGGCCUUCCGUCGUCGGGCGGCGGCGCAGCGGCUGCCAGCGGCACCGGUGGUGACGGCGGCGGUGGAGACGAGAACCGGAUGCUGCACGAGGGGCUGCGGGGGCGCAGUGCUUACGUGUCCGAUGCAGGGGACCGGCGGGAUGAGGCGGUGGCAGAGGCGGCCGCAGCCGCAGCCGCCACGGUUGCGGCUGGACCCGGCGGUGGACGCAUGGGCGGAAGGGAUGCCGCAGGCACUCGUGGCGGUGGUGGCGGAACUGGCAGCGGCGCGGCCACAACCGCAGCCGUGGCAGCCGCCGCCGCUGCGGCUGCGGCCGUGGCAGCGGUUGCGGCUACCUCGGGCGCUGCCGACCAUGAAACGCGCCAUCGCUCGCCAGCACUGCAGCCACCGACGCACCAUGGCGCCCCCACCGACCUGCUCUCAAGUCGGCACCACGCGCGCCAUUCGCACGUGCUGCCGCCCGCCGGAAUGAACUACGCCGCCUACCUGCCUCCGCCCUUGUCACUGCCUCCGGCGUUGGACUCGCCGCACCAGCCGCCAUACAGCGCGUCCCACGGACCGGCCCACGGCCGGCUCAACCCGGCCGCCUACUCCCGUGUCGUCUCCACCGGCUUCCCUGGGAUUCACCCCGGGUCGCUGCCUGGCAGCAGCAGCCCAAGCCCCAGCGGCGGCGGCGGUGGCGGAGGUGCCAAUGCAGGCGGAGGUCGUGUCGGUGGCGGCUCGGGCACCGCCGCCCGCCGCCGCGGUGGUGAUCGUGCAGCCAGCCCGCUUGGCUCGUAUGGCAGCGGUGCUGCUGGCGGCGGGGGCGGUAUCGCUGCCGGCGUAAAGGCAGAGGACAGGGGCCCUAGCGGCGGCAGCGGCGGCGAUGGCGGCUUUGGCGGGGACGACACUCGGGACGUGGAGCCACAUCUUGGUCACGUAGCAUUCCAUGGCGGCAAUGCAGGGCAGCAGCAAACAGCCGCCUACCGCCGCACGUCGGCCCCAGCAGCCGCAGCUGCCGCCACGGCGGACCCACGAGCGCAAUCUGCCAGCGGCGAGCGCGACAGCGGCGGCGGCGUGGCAGUAGACCUUCGGCGCGUGCCGUACACGGGGCGGCUCAGCGAGCCCGUGAUGCGGGCGCCGCUUCGGGCAUUGCUGGGGCUUGGGUCCGACCUGGCUGACGAGGGCGAGGGCGAGGCGGAGCUCGCGGCGUCCAUGGCGGCGGCGGCGCGUGAUGAAGAGCGGUUCCGCAUGCUGAGCACCGGCAGCAGCACCGUCGCGAUAUUUGCACCGGAGGCUCAGCCCCAGCCGCACCAGCAAACGCAGCACCAACAGCCGCACCAGCCGUCACGGCCGGUGGAGGGACGGCCGCACCACGGCUACGGUUUGCCGCGGCUGCAGCAGGGCGCGCCCGAGGGCCGUGUGGCUAGCGCCAGUGCUGCAGACAGAGGCGGCAGGCGCACCAGCGGCGACAUGGAAAGGGGCGGUAACGGCGGCCGGCGGCCCCACACUGUGCCGGACGCCCGCGGCUGGGCUGGGCCCGCUGACCUGCUGCUAGCCUGCCAGGAAACGGACGCCAUUGCGCAGGCCGAGGCGGCAGACGGCGUACGCGGCGCCGUUGGCCACCUACACCAAGCAACGUACCAAGCCGCCGCUUCGCUUCACGUAGCGCAGCAGCCGCGCGGUGGGGCUGCUUAUGAGGAACCACCCCCGCGUCGUCAGCCCCACCAGGCAGCGGGUGCAGGCGGGCCCUCACCUGUGUGCUCCGCCGACCUCACCACACCCACCGCAGCCCAUCAACGCCCCCAGCAGCUACGGCCGCACGCCGCAGCGCCGCCUUCUGCCACCUCCAGCCGCCACCAAGUCUCGCGCCGCGCUGCGGCUGCUGAGGCUGCAGUCGUUACUGCCACGCCCGUGGCGGCGACCGGCUCCUCGGGUCGGCCGGGUCCCGCUGCAGGCCCCUCUCCUGCCGCAGCCCCUGUUACCGCCGCUGCAGCUUCUGGUGCCGCCUUCCUGUCGCCAGUCGCCUCGGUGGCUGCGGGCAGCGGCGUGGCGGGUGGCCCUGCCACCAGCAGCGCCAGCAGCGGCCGCCGUAGCAGCGGUGGCGGCAGUAGCAGCAGCGGCGGCAGGACGCUGCUGGUGUGGACGGGAUCACAGCCGCGCUGGGGGCAGGUGCUGCCGCCGCUGCAACACCAGUCACAGCCACAGCAGCAGCAGCCACAGCAGCAGCAGCAGCCACAGCAGCAGCCGGAGCUGCAGUCCCCAAGUAUGCGGCCGCCGCAGCUACAGCCGCUGCCCCUGAUGCCGUCCUCGGCGCCGCUGCGCACCGGCCCCCAGCGCCGCAUCAGUGGCGCCGGCGCAGCUGGUGCUGAGGUCACCACCGGCACAGCGACUGCAUCUGGCCCAGGGCAGGAGUCCACCAGCGCAGCAGCCGCAGGCGCCGCCGGUGCGCUUCCGCCCAUGCCGCCUCUGCCAGCAUCGCUGCUAGCAGCGCUGGCUGCCGGCGGCGGCGCAGGCGGCGACCUCUCCCCAGAUGCCUACCCCGUGACGGCGCUGCAGCCGCCGGCAGUUGGCGCCGCUGACCGCGGCACUGAUGCCGGUCAGCGCGAACAGGACCGCCCGCAGGGCCGCAGGGCCUCGCCGCCUCCCGCCGCCACCGACCCCGCCAACGCCACAACCGCGGGCGGAGUGCCACUGUCCAUUCUGGAGUACCUGCGCCAUGGAUCCGGAUCCGAGCCGCCGCUGGAUCUCGAGGCGCUGGAGGACCUGGACAUGGAUCUGGAUCUGGAUUUUCAGACGCCGCAGGCCGGCGACGCGGCCGCCGCGCUGGCGCUGAUGCGGCCGUGGCUGACGAGCACACCGGGUUUGGGCCCCACGCCAAUGGAGAUAUCGCCGCGUGCUGCUUUGCCGGCUACGCGCCGUAUCAGUGCCGCGGGAACAGAGGCACCUGCGCCCCAGCGCCAGCAGGCGCCGCCAGCAACCGGGCAGCCUACUUGUGAGGACGCCGCUGGCUCAACUGCUGCCGGCGGGGGCACUGCUGCAGCACCUGCUGCGCGCAUGACGUCAGCGGGCCAAGCGGCUGCCAGCACCGCCCUGUCGCUUUCUGCCUCUGCCGCCGGCCCAAGCCGGCCGCCCCAUGCCACCUGUGCCGCUGCAGACGCUACAACGUUUGCCUCACCUGUCGCCGCGGCCGCAGCUGACGCCGCACGGCAGCACGAGUUCGCAUCUCCCGCCCCGCACGCCGCAGCAGCCACGGCAGCAGCACCCGCGGCAGUGUCACCCUGCACGCCUGCAGCCGCCGUGAUACCGGGUAGCGGGGCCGGUGGGGCCGCUGGUGCCGGUGCGCCCGCGUCGCCGCCGCCGGCGCCCGUCAAGCGACCUCCGCCGGCGCGGCUGUUCUUGCACACCGUGCGGCGGCACUCGGGUACAGGCGAAGGGCCUGCUGCUGAGCCCACGGCUGCGCGUGCGCAUGCCCCUGCAGCUCAUGCGGAGGGUGGCGGCAUGGACGCGCCUCCGCUGCCACACCACCAGUCACAGCAGCAGCACCAGUCACAGCAGCACCCCCAGCACCACCACCAGCAGGCAUCCCCGUACGGAGGCGCAGCGGCGCACAUGUACGCGGCCUGGUGCAGCAGUCCUGCCGCCACGCCCACCCGCCACAACGCAUCUGGUGGCGGCGCCGCCGCCGCUGCCGCAGGCAGCACCGGAGGCGCUGCCUUCGCUGCCGCGCCCGCGCCGCCACAGGCGCCCAGGGCCGCAGCCGCAGCCGACGCUGAUACGCGGAGCGUCAGCGUCACCGGGGGCCUCGGUGGGAGCGGCAGUGGAGGCUCUGCACACGGCGGGGGCACUGGGGGUCUCGGAGGCGUCUCACCGCGCAGCCGCGCUGCGCUCUUGGUGGAUGUGGCCGAGCCUCUUGGCCCGUACGGGCCCCAGCAGCCCACAACUGCCACCUCGACUGCUGCAGCUGCUGUAGCUGCGGGUGAGGCGGGUGGCGCAAGCGGCAGGCAGCUCCAGCCGGCUCCGGCACCUCCAACUGCGGCCAGCCGCUACCCGUGGAACAUGGGCUGGGGUGCGGGGGCAAGCGGUGCAGCGGGCAGGGAGAACACACCGCUGCGCCAGCUUCCGCCCUUCCCGCCGCCGCAGCCUGAGCUGGCAGCCCUGCCGCUGCACCGUGCGCAAGCGACGGGCACAGUGGCGACAGGCACCGCUGGACCUGGAGAGCAGGGGCCGCAAGGGUACCAGCAACGUAGUGGCGGCGGCGACACGACGGAGGCCCAUGUGCCACCACCGCUGCUGCAGCCGCCGCCACGCGCCACCUCGCCUACCGGCUACGCGGUUGCGUCCUAUCGCCGGGACAGUGAGGGCGGCGGCGUCAUACCGGUGGUGUCGCCGCCGCCGCAGCUGAUGCCGCAGUCGGUGCGGCCGCCGCCGCGCCUGGCGCCGCUAGUGGCGCCGACUGCCGCGGCGGGACCGCCUCAGCCGCCGCCGCUGACGUCGCCACCUGCGCCGCGCAAGCCAGCCAAGCAGCCCGCGCUCAUGGCUCCUGGGCCGCCGGCGGGCCAGCGUCGCAGUAGUGGCGGCAGUGUCGACACCGGCGGCAGUGCCGGAGGUGCGGCUGGCCGCAACUCCCCAGCAUCGCUUGCCGGGGCGGGCACCGGCGCGGCUGGGCCGCUGCCCAAGCUACCACCACACGUGCUGGAGCGGCCGCUGCCGCCGCGUAUGCAGGUGCACAUGCCCGCGCCCGCGCCUUCGCCGGCAGCCGUCCAAGGGCCUGUCGGCGCAACAGCUCACUCUGGCGCAGCAGCUCCCGGCAGCCGGCUACUAGCGGCGGCCAUGUCGCCUGUCGGUGGCACAAACGCGGGUGGGGCAGCCGCCGGCGCAUCGCCGCCGCCCCUGCUCAAGGUAACCAUUGGCGGCCGCCCAGGCUCGCUGCAGUCAGCCAUAGGCAGCUUCUCCGUGCAGCCUACGCAGCUGCCGCAGCCGCCGCAGCUGCCGGCAUUGCCUCAGUCACAGCACCAGUCACAGCGACAGCACCAGGUCGCAGAGCAGGGGCGUUUUGGGAUGCCAGGCGCGGCGGGCUGGGCCGUGCCGGGCGCUGCUGUGGGCGCGGCCGGCUCCCACCUGCCGCAGCUGCACCAGCACCAGCAUGCCGCUGCAGGGAUCUUGGACGGCGAUACACAGUCUGCCGGCGGUACUGGUGGCGGUGGCGUCAGCAGCAAGCGCAAGCGGGAGGGCGAUUCAGAGUAGGAUGGGCGACAUGGGUCUUCACGCGCGGUGCACAUUGAUGCAAACGCAUGAGUGGGGCAACAUGAAUGCCGGCAGCACUACCUGUCGAAGAUCGUGAGUCGAUUGCAUGUGGCCGUGUGACUAGCAAGCACUUAUAUCCGUGCAUGGAAAGCAUGGCAGGUUGGUGCAUUGGAAUGCAAAUACGGUACACUCGGCGGUAGCUGUUCAGGCGGUGGCCCUGCAACUGGACGAGAAUGUGUGUAGACUGAAGUCAGGCAGCAUUUAGAUCGGCUGCUGACAACAUACCUUCCCAUUCAAGGGGAUUCAUGGGACAGUAGCGAUGCCUUGAACUCGUAUUGACGUAGUUGGUGGCGAGCGUGUGAGGACCAGCAGCAGGUUUAGCGCAGGAUGCAAAGCGCAUCAACGUCCAGGCACAUGUCAUACUCACAUUUGUUGACGCGUAAUCAAGCAACGCAGAAAGAGCAAGCGGCGCAGGGUGACCACACAACCAGCACGAUGUCACUACGCGGUGAGGAUGCGAGGUACUGCUGUCACAGGUCGCGCGCGUACGUUCGCAGAUGUAGGGGGUUGCAUGCAUGUCCUGCCAGCUGUAAAGGCGCAUGGCGUCAAUUGCACCAUGUGCGGCGCCGUGCCACCACAGACCCAUGGGCCUGGACUGGGCCUGAGCGCCUUGGACAUGGCCGUCUAUUCUGCCCUGUGUAUGGGGUCAGGGAAAAUGUGGGUCCGGGUGCUUGUAUGUUGACUUGGGCCGCGGCACGUAAGCCGUCAUGCCGUCUGCAUUCAUAGCACAGCCAUGGUGUGCAGGCCGGGGGCUUUUCGAUGGCACGUUUUUGCGCUGUCGGCGUGUGUUCAGGCUUGGGGACGUGGUUGCAUCGGUUUGCAUUAAAAGCGAAGGCUGGUGUGAGGCGCGCGCUCAUAUCAUCAGCCCAGCAAGCCACGCGGUCGCUCUGGCCCCUACUAUCGCCGUUGCUCAUCAGGCAUGCUGUCAUAAGGUUUCGCUCUCUUUCUUUGGACUGCGCUCACUCCCUCUUCUUCUCUCAAGCAGCAUACUGGUGCUCUCAUGUUUGACAGGGUCAUACAGCCCCGGCAAGCAGAGAACCUCUUUCUAACUAUUAUGCGUGUGUUUUGUGCACUGCAAUGGUCUAUGCGUAGUCUUGAUUAGCCUGUGGGCAGUCCAUGAAUGACUCAUUGGUGUUAUGCGUCUUGCAAGUGAGGGUAGAGAGGUUCACUGAUCAAGGGCAUAAGAUCAGGCCCACCAGCACGUAAUUCAAGUCUUUGCGGCACCGCAUUCCUAAGCGUUUUGCAAGCUGUCUGUAGGUGCGCGUGGGCUGGCGUGCCUGUGGUGCGUGAAACAUUACUGCCAUUCUGAGACUGGAGCUGGGGCUGCAUCCCCUGUGUCACACGCGGUGACUAGUAUGUUGUAUCAAGUCGUAGCAAGUAAAACUCUGCUUAUUCUGGCUUGUCUUCCGUAGCAUGCACCGGCCUGAUGCCAAUUUGUGCUGGUGUUGGAAUUGCGCACUGAUGAAGGAGGCAUGGUCUGUCGGUUAGGCGUCGGCGGUAGCUGGACAUGCCAGCACCGCCUCACACCAGAUCGAUGAAGAACUUUGCACAAUCAAAAUGAUUAGCAGCUAGCACUGGCACGUCGUGUGGCAUGGGAUGUUGAGUGUUGUGGCCUCGCGAAUGGAUGUAGGGAGCAGUGUACUGCUUUCCGUGCUGUGGGGCACUUCACAUGUUGUGGCGGGCCGGGUGGCCAUGUAAUUUCAAGUCCGA